CACUGACUAUGGUAGCUGUGAAUCUCAGCUGGCCAGCGCCGCACGUGAAAUCUGGGAACUUUAGAACAGCAACAUAAACUAAGCAUUAAGCAGAAGGGACCCCUAAAGGAGCGGGAGCAAAGGACCCCACCAUGACCUUCAUCCUCCCUGCACAAGACCCUGGAAGAAGCUGUAUUCUGGGCUAUCGAUUUCCCUGUCAGUCGACGUUCUGGGUAUCGUCAGGGAGAAAUGAACUCUGACCGACUUUAAUACUUCAAUGGGGCCAUGAGUUGCUAAAGGAAUUAGCCAGAAGGAUGGAUACCAGGUUUCUAAAAACAGGUGAGCUGUGUGGAUAUGUGGCCAGCAGGAACACAGCCAAAGGUACACCUCAGAGACACUCCAGGUAGGAUGUCCCUAACUCUUGCCCUUCUCUGAGGGGCAGUAAAUGAAAAGUCCUGCCACUUGAAUUUGGCUAGCAGAGCCUACAGUCGCGACCAAUUAGGGCAUUCCUUACCCUCUGUCUGAUGCAUUCUGUCUCCAGACAAGCAGCAAUAUUUUGGGUGCCAUGUUUGCAAAGGCUUUAACCUCAUUAAAAAGGAAACAAUUUCUUUUUGUGUAUUGGUGGCACCUUUACUGUCACCUGACCCAAUUCUAAAGGGAAACCAAGCACAAUGGAUCUACCUGAUGUUGUGCUAACCUCAGUGUGACCAUUCAAAUCUCUUCUCCGAGGUUCCGUCAGCACUUGAGUUGCCCGUGAAAGUGUGCCAGGCUACUAGCCAGCAGGCUGGGCAGGGCAGAUGUGGACCUUAGAUUUGCUGCCCUCUGCACUUCAGUGUAUUUCUGAUGAUGCUAAAAUUCCAUAAUGGAAGAUGGGGUUGUGUGGUUUAGUAACAUGAGGCCGCAGCUGACACUGUGACCGCAGUUCCCUGAGGCUCAAAGUUUGGCUGUUGCUGUGAAAAGGUGCCCUUGACUUUCCUGGCUUGACAAACAUGGUCUCCUCUGCUUUCUGAUUGCCUCAGUGGAUGGCAUGGUGUAAAAUAACGAGCUGGAAAGACCUCCAGUGCCUGUGAGUCCAGUUUAGGUUCCUCUCAGAAACAGAUCCAGGGGAGCAAAUGCAAAUGAAAGCAGUUUUUCUUCCUACAGAGAUGAGGCACUGGGACCGAGACUGGAAGCCAGGAAGAUGUUACCACGCGAGUGGGCACUAGAGGGGAAUCCAGCUGGGAGACUUUGGCAGCUAGGGCAGAAAAGACAGUUGCUGCCAGUUGGAAUGAAGGCUGGAAUUCACAGAACCUGAGGACUCAAAAUGGCUGGAAAAGUCACCCUCAUCACCGGAUACCCUGAAGUCACUUUCUUCCUCUAGUCGAACAGUUUGGCUGUCAGCUCAGCUCCAGUGGAUAACAGGAAUCGCGAUGAAGAAAUGGUGACCCGUUGCAUUAUUGAAGUCCUCUCAAGUGCUCUGUCCAAGUCCAGUGUUCCAACUGUCACCCCUGAGUGCCGGCAAGUCCUGAAGAAGAGUGGGAAAGAGGUCCAAGGUGAAGAAAGAGGUGAAAAUGAGAACUCAAAGUUUGAAGUACGAUUGCUAAGAGACCCAGCUGAUGCCUCAGUAGCCCACUGGUCCUCCAGUAGGGAGGAAACAGGAGCUCCAGGAGAAGACACUCAAGGCCAGACAAAGACAGACAAUGAGAAGUGGGUAGAAGGAGGAGGGCACAGCCGAGAGGGAGUAGACAAGCUGCAGGAGAGCCUCCAUCCCUCCAACCAACAAGAGUCCAAAGAAGCAAAGAUACACCAUUCGGAAGAGAGUGGGGGAGAGGAAAGGGAGGAAGGAGAAGGCAAGAAUUACCCAAAAGGAGAGCACAGGGAAGAUGCUGGAGAAGAGAAAUACCUCGAAGCUCAAGGAGAGAAACAGAGCACCUUCUCCAACAAAAGAAGCAACACUACGGGUAAGAAAAAAGAGGAGUCCUGGAGCAGACCAGAUACACACUCUGUGGGGCUCAACGAGAAGACACACAGCCGGGAACAAGGCAGCCAGGAGAGUGGAGAGGAGGCAAGGAGGCAGGAGAAACAACCCCAGGAGCUUAGCAACCACGACCAGAGCGAAGAAGAAUCUGAAGAAGUUGAGGAAGACGGGACCUCUGAAGUAACCAAACGAAGGCCCAGACAUCACCAUGGGAGAAGCCGGCCCAACAAGUCUUCUCAAGAAGGGCAUCCUGUAUUGGAGGAAAGGAGACAUGGCCCUGAGGAGUCAGAGGAGGCAGAUGUGACCACAGCUAGUUUAGGAGAAAAGAGGGGCCACCAUUCAACCCACUACAGGCCUUCAGAGGAGGAACCUGAAUAUGGGGAAGAAAUGAGAAGCUAUCCAGGCUUCCAGGUUCCCGAGGGCCUCUGGGGACCACAGUAUGGGGGCAGAGGAAGUGAAGAGGACAGAGCUCCAAGAACUCAGAGUGAGGAGAGCCAGGAAAAACAGUACCAGAAAAGCCAGGCCAACUCUGAAUUUGAAAGCAUGGCAAACAGACACGGUGAAGAAACUGAGGAAAGGAGGGGCUAUGAAGGGGCAAAGGGAGGCCAACACAGAGGUCGGGGAGGUGAGCCAGGUGCCUAUUCUGCCCCUGACAGCAGAGAAGAGAAAAGGUUCCUGGGUGAAGGACAUUACCCUGUUCACGAAGGCCCCAUAGAUAAGGCAAAAAGAUAUCCACAAAGCAAAUGGCGAGAACAGGAGAACACCUACCUCAACUAUGGUGAGGAAGGGGACCAAGGGAAAUGGUGGCAACAGGAAGAGCUGCUAGACCCGGAAGAAAGCAGGGAGGAAGUGAGGUUUCCAGACAGACAAUACGCACCCUAUCCCACCGCUGAGAAGAGGAAGAGGUUAGGGAUGCUAUUCAACCCCUACUUUGACCCUCUCCAGUGGAAGAAUAGUGAUUUUGAGAAAAAAGACCACCCAGAUGACAACUUCCGCGAAGGCGAAGAUGGAAAUGGGUUGACCUUGGCUGAGAAGAAUUUCUUCCCGGAGUACAAUUACGAGUGGUGGGAGAAAAGGCCCUUCUCGGAGGAUGUGAACUGGGGAUACGAGAAGAGAAGCUUUGACAGGGCCCCUCAUCUGGACUUUAAAAGGCAAUAUGAUGACGGAGUGGCUGAACUGGACCAGCUCCUUCACUACAGGAAGAAGUCGGCCGAAUUUCCGGACUUCUACAACUCGGAGGAGCAGGCGGGGCCUCGCCAGGAGGCAGAAGAUGAAAAGGGCAAGGCUGACCAGAGAAUUCUGACCGAGGAAGAGAAAAAAGAAUUGGAGAACCUGGCUGCCAUGGAUCUGGAGCUGCAGAAGAUAGCGGAAAAGUUCAGUCAGCGGGGCUGACGGUCCAAGAGUCGGUCGGAGAGACUGAAGGAUACCACCGAUUCACCCAAAGGCAGAAAGGCAGAGCUUAGUAUUCAUUAAACAUUUGAUGCAGUUGGAAAUACCAUUUAUCUUUGCCAGAAUGCUAAUGCUGUGUGACUAGACUGACGUGUAGCAUAUCCUCUCUGUGAAAUAGAUGUUCACACGCCUGUGGCGAUGACCGUGUA
Arvicola amphibius (Eurasian water vole) is the source of this 3534-nucleotide messenger RNA. RefSeq names its product chromogranin B (gene Chgb). Gene Ontology annotation, cellular component: secretory granule. The coding region runs from base 1397 to 3328 and encodes 643 amino acids. The record is from RefSeq and is a predicted model, not a curated record. NCBI's taxonomy places the organism in Eukaryota, Metazoa, Chordata, Mammalia, Rodentia, Cricetidae. The transcript has 6 exons.